Messenger RNA from Conger conger (European conger), 3893 nucleotides. It is a transcript of the gene vangl1, whose product is annotated as VANGL planar cell polarity protein 1. The transcript has 9 exons. The record is from RefSeq and is a predicted model, not a curated record. The coding region runs from base 346 to 1950 and encodes 534 amino acids. Gene Ontology annotation, cellular component: plasma membrane. Gene Ontology annotation, biological process: multicellular organism development. NCBI's taxonomy places the organism in Eukaryota, Metazoa, Chordata, Actinopteri, Anguilliformes, Congridae.
CCGGGUUAGUGUGUAGCCUACUAUCCGCUCAGCUGCUAAAUGUAAACGUAUACGCGAGAUCCAUCUGUGGGAAUGUUAUCUUAAUGAAAUGUUUUGUUAAGGAUUUCCACAUUUCCUCAAAGUUUAUGCUGGCUCACUUCGUCGUCGGUUGAUGUGUGCGUGUGGGGGGCCCCCAGGGUUGCUUUCAAGAUAGACCCCCAUCGGCAGGCAGCCUCCGCCAACCUCCUGAGCGAGCUCCGCCUCCUGCCGGAUAAGACCGCCCACAAAGUGCCCCUGCGUCUGCCCGGCGCCAAGCCCAGCAACCUGCAGGCCCUCAGCCAAUCGCUGGGGCAGGACGCCGUCGCCAUGGACACGGAGUCCACCUACUCUGGGUACUCCUACUACUCCGGACGAUCCAGAGGCUCUCACCGUCACGGGGAGCGGAGCCGGGACCGGCACAAGUCUCGCAGCAAGGACAGCAGCCGCUCGGAGAAAUCGGUCACCAUCAACGCCCCACCCGCCGAGCCUCUGCUGGGGGACCCCGCAUCCCGCGGGGAGGAGGUGCAGGAUGAUAACUGGGGCGAGACCACCACCGCAGUGACGGGCACGUCGGAGCACAGCCUGUCUCAGGAGGACAUCGUGCGGAUCAGUAAGGACCUGGAGGACAGCGUGGGCCUGGGCUGCCGGCGGUACCUGGGCCUGACGGUGGGGGUGGUUCUGGGGGUGCUGGUGCUGCUCACGCCGCUGGCCUUCCUGGUGCUGCCCCACGUGCUCUGGCCCGAGAAGCUGAAGGCGUGCGGCACGGCCUGCGAGGGCCUCUUCAUCUCCGUGGCCUUCAAGCUGCUCAUCCUCCUCAUCGCCGUGUGGGCGCUGUUCCUGCGGCCGCCCCGGGCGGGCCUGCCGCGCGUCUUCGUGUUCCGGGCGCUGCUCGCCGUGCUGGUGCUGCUCUUCGUCAUCUCCUACUGGCUGUUCUACGGAGUGCGCAUCCUGGAGUCGCAGGAUGAGAACUAUCAGGGCAUAGUGCAGUAUGCAGUGUCGCUGGUGGACGCUCUGCUGUUCAUUCACUACCUGGCCAUCGUGCUCCUGGAGCUGAGACAGCUGCAGCCCUGCUUCUCUGUGUGCGUCACACGCUCCACCGACGGAGAGACUCGCCACUAUAACCUGGGACAACUCAGUAUCCAGCGCGCUGCUCUGUCCAUCCUGGAGAACUACUACCGGGAUUUCCCCGUCCACAACCCCGCCCUGCUGACAGCCUCCAAAUCCCGUGCUGCCAAACACCUGGCCGGCCUCAAGGUCUACAACGUGGAUGGCCCGGGGAAUAACAGCCCCCUCCCGCCCUCAGGCCCGGGGAAUAACAGCGCCGCUCAGUCUCGGGCCAUGAUCGCAGCCGCGGCCCGGCGCAGAGACACCAGCCACAACGAGCUGUACUACGAGGAGGCCGACCACGAGAGACGCGUCAGGAAGCGCCGCGCCCGGCUGGUUGUGGCGGUAGAGGAGGCCUUCACACACAUUAAGCGGAUGCAGGAGGAGGAGCAGAAGAAGCCUCCUGCGGAGGUGAUGGACCCGCGGGAGGCGGCCCAGGCCAUCUUCCCCUCCAUGGCGCGGGCGUUGCAGAAGUACCUCCGCACCACCAGGCAGCAGCACUGCCACACCAUGGAGAGCAUCCAACAGCACCUGGCCUUCUGCAUCACCAACAACAUGACGCCCAAGGCCUUCUUGGAGAGCUACCUGAGCCCCGGCCCCACGCUGCAGUACGGCAGUGAGCGCUGGCUGGCCAGGCACUGGACUCUGGUGAGCGAGGCGGCGGUGACCAGCGGUCUGAAGGAGGGCUCCAUCUUCCUGCUCAAGUGCAUAGACUUCAGCCUGGUGGUGACCACCAAGCGCAUCCCCUACAUCAAGCUCUCCGAGGAGUUCAUCGACCCCAAGUCCCACAAGUUCGUCCUGCGCCUGCAGUCCGAGACCUCGGUGUAGCGCGCGGAUUCCCCUUUUUUAAAUCCUUUUUAUUUACAAGGUUUAUAUUUUUCCCUUUUUUGUCACUUAUGCAAUUCUCGUUUUGUUUCGGUUAACAAAAUAUCUGCUAUAUUUAAAGACGUAAAAAUCGCACAGGUGAUGAGGUGGAGACGUCUGUGUGUAUAGGGAAUCAAACCCGAGAGAUAGUACAGUUUGUGUGUGUUUGUGUGUGCGUGUGUGUGUGCGUGUGUGUGCGUGUGUGUGCGAGUGUGUGUGCGUGUGUGUGUGCGUGUGUGCGCGCGCGUGUGUGUGUGUGUGUGUGUGUGUGCGAGUGUGUGUGCGUGUGUGCGUGUGUGCGCGCGUGUGUGUGUGUGUGUGCGUGCGUGUGUGAGUGUGUACGUGCGUGCGUGUGUGUGUGCGUGCGUGUGCGUAGCUACAUGGACGUUCAUCCUGCCUGUUCCAGCAUCAUGAGUGAGAUGGGCAGGUGAAGGGUGUGAGGGUGGGGUAGGAGGAGACCCUUCCUCUGGGGGAGAGAGCAGGCGCAGGGUGGCUUAUCUAAAGGACCGCUGAAGCCCCUCCACCAAGACCGAGCUGAACAGAGAAGAGGAAUAGUUUUACAUAUCUGACAUCCUCAACAAGAACACUCUGCCCUGCUGGUUUUGGUCUUAUGCAGGAACCAUGAAGUCCCAACCAAGUGUCUAUCACCAUGUUUUAUUUUUUAUUUUUUUAUUUUUUGCUUGUAGAAAUCAACCAAGUCACGUGUUGUAUUUGUGUCAUAUAGAGUCCUGGUCACAUGCUUCACCUGGGGUUGCUAUAGCAACAGGUUCAGCUGGGGAACAAUGUAGCCUGGUUGCUGAAAUGAAUCAGCAGCUACCUUCAUUGAAACAAUUCAGGUGCAUAUUUUCAGAUGAAUGACAUUUUGUUGAGUAUGAACAUUACGUGUAUAUAUGUGUUUGUAUAUAUAUAUACACAUGUAUUUAACAUAUAUGUGCAAACAUAUGGUAUUUGCCUGUGUGUAAAUAUAAAUGUAUAUAAUGCUGUUCAUUUGAUACACUUUCAUAUUCUAAUUUGCCUGCCUGCACAUAAAACAGACUGCGGAAUUCAGACACUACCAAAAUACUUCUCUUUGUAUACAUUCUCUUCACCAUUCCUGGAUACAAACUUAUUUUUGAACUCAUAAACAUUUUUAGAAACCCAGUUUCGAGAUGACUUUUUGUAGCUUUUCUAUAACAUUGUGUUUGAUAUCAAAUUAACAUGUAGCUUCGGCGUUGGAAGGCUGUUAUCUCGUUGGCACUCGUUAUCCUUGAACCCUUGAGAGUCGACAGCGGUCGAUAUUCCUGUGGUCGGCUCCCCACUCAGGCCCGACCAGAGAAUCAGGGUAGAUUGAUUUUGCAUUGAUUUUCCCACCUCAGUGUUUAAACACUCCUGUGUGAACGUAUGCACUGGGAGCUCUGGUCAACCCUUCUCACAACUGAAAUGAAAAUUGAGAUUCAUCGAAAUUCUUCCAUUCUUGUCUUUGUUUAUUGAUCCGUAUCUGUCUUUUGCCCUCUUUAGUUCCCAUUUAACUUUUUUAUUUUGUGAGCACAAGCCAAAGACACGUGUAUAACAGUCCUUUUCCCCUGGUUAAAGAGGGUCAAUGAACUGCGGUUUUAGCUGUUUUCUGUUCCUGUGAAUCAGGACGUGUAGCACUGCACCUCCACCAUCGCUGUGUCUCGGGCCGGCCUACACCUGCAGUACAAGGUGGAGUCCAGGUGGAUGAACGGGGCUAAACCUCCAGGAAAGUCACAUUAAACUACACUAAACUACUAAACUUAACUGUAGAGCGUUUCUGUGGCUGAAAUCUUCCAGGGAAUGAGGACUAAAAGGGAGAGUAUCUGAUGUGCAUAGAGGUGUUCAUUCCUUCCUUGGCUAAGGUACAUUUCCUGCUAAUGAAACCAAGCCCCAAUAAAAAUCUCACUUCAGGA